AUGAGACCAUCACCACUGCAACAGUUGAUGGGAGGCCUUCCUGCUGUACGAGUGCAUCAAAUGUACCGGUUCCAAAACGUUGGAAUCGACUACGCGGGGCCUGUUUACGUUCGAAUAGCGAAUACCGGACGAACCGUACUGGUCAAGGGAUACAUUACAGUAUUUGUCUGCCACGCUACGAAGGCCGUUCAUUUGGAACUGGUCGACAGCCUCACAACGGAAGCAUUCAUUGCCUGUCUACGCCGGUUCAUCGGUCGUCCUGCCCGAGGCUGGCUCGUUUCCAACGCACAGACAUUCGUCGGUGCUCACCGACAGCUGGAAGAACUUCGACGUAGAUUCGUGUCUCAGCAACACCGAGAAGCAGUAAGCAAUACAUUCGCUGAAGACGGAGUACACUUUCACUUUAUCCCUCCAAGAUCUCCCAAUUUUGGAGGAAUAUGGGAAGCCUGCGUGAAGUCCACCAAGAAUCUACCUCACAAGAUAAUUGGAAACGCACACUUCACCGAGUCGGAGUUCAUUACUGCGUUGAUCCAAGUCAAAGCUCAGCUAAACUCGCGGCCAAUUACACCGUUGCCGAACAGUCCGGAUGACCAACUGGCCCUUAAACCGGGACAUUUCAUGGCGGGUAGACCACUAAAUGCCACACCGGAACCUGAUCUAUCUGAGGUUCCAGAGAAUCGGUUAUCCAGAUGGAAAAGAGUGCAGAAAGUGAUGCGUAUUUUUUGGAAUCGUUGGCAUAACGAGUAUCUGCAAACGUUUCAGAAACGCUAG
Molecule: messenger RNA, 771 nt
Organism: Armigeres subalbatus
Lineage: Eukaryota; Metazoa; Arthropoda; Insecta; Diptera; Culicidae
Exons: 2
Coding region: 1-771 (256 amino acids)
Molecular function (GO): nucleic acid binding
Source: RefSeq, a predicted model, not a curated record